Rhodofomes roseus is the source of this 1911-nucleotide messenger RNA. Its product is annotated as ATP-dependent DNA helicase. Gene Ontology annotation, biological process: double-strand break repair via homologous recombination. Gene Ontology annotation, molecular function: nucleic acid binding; four-way junction helicase activity; 3'-5' DNA helicase activity. The transcript has 3 exons. NCBI's taxonomy places the organism in Eukaryota, Fungi, Basidiomycota, Agaricomycetes, Polyporales, Fomitopsidaceae. Gene Ontology annotation, cellular component: nucleus; cytoplasm; chromosome. The coding region runs from base 1 to 1911 and encodes 636 amino acids. The record is from RefSeq and is a predicted model, not a curated record.
AUGCCACCCUCGCCAACCCGGAACGAAUGCACGUUAGCGAGUGGUGAGCCAGAGUCUCCCAGCCACGAGCAGCUGCAGCUUUGUGCUACGAGCCAAGCAUCCCCGCUCGCGUCAAGGGAGAAGAACCACCACGCAAUCUAUCGCAACGGGUAUGCUCUCAAGGAGAAACCACCGUCUUACAAGCCUUACAACCUCUACACUCCAGGCCGUCGCCGGCGCCAGGCCUUCGCAUUCAAGCGCAAUCUACCACCAGACAUCGCUCCAGCCGGGCCUCUGUCAACUCGUCAAUGGAGCAUGCUGGCGCGCGGUGCAAAAGCCAUUCCGCUUGCUGGUGAUGUCAAGGAACUACAGGCGACGUUCGCGUCAGACCUAGCUCCGCGACAUGUCUGUGUGAUUGCGCCGACUGGGUUUGGCAAGUCCCUUCUAUGGACUCUGCCACUCCUCGCCCUGGAUCAUGGUGUUGUCCUGGUGAUCACACCUUUCACAAGUCUUGGGGAGGAAGGCGAACACCAGACAAAUACGCUCGGUAUUGUGUCCGCAUUCGUGCACGCCGGUCGUAAGGACACAAAGACACUUGAACGGGUCGCAAGCGGUUUCUACCAUGUGACAUAUGUCUGCGUCGAGAUGCUGGAGUCACCAGUCUUUGCGCAGAUCUUGUACUCUGAAUGGUACAAAUGCCAACUCGUCGUGAUCUUCAUUGACCAGGCACAUUGCAUGCAUGAGUCUGAUACGUGGCGCUCUUCAUACAGCCGGUUGCAUCAGCUGCGAAUGGUUGUGGGGAGUACAAUCCCGCUCCUUGCUAUGUCCGCUACUCUGCCCUCACUGUACCAAACGUCGCUCAUCACUCAUGCGGGUUUGAAAGAAAACUACACCCUCUUCAAUGCUGGAAACUUCCGCCCGGAGCUCUCAACGGUGAUCAUACAUAUGGAGCAUGACGCGAAGAGCUUCAAGGACCUGCGGUUCAUGCUGCCUCGUGCCGGGCAGAUGCUUGCGGACAUAGACAAGUCACUAGUCUACUGUGACGACACCAUGUUGCUCAUGGAGAUGUUGUACUGGUUCCGACAGAAGCUCGAUGAGAUCUCCAUUCCUGGAAGAGCCGUCGACAUUCUGCACGCCGGCUUAUCCCCCAAUCAUCAAGGCCGAGCCCUGGACGACUUCCAAACAGGCUGUACACGGAUUCUCCUAUCAAUGGAGAAGCUCAGCGCUGGCAUGAACUUUCCUGCUGUGAAACACGUCACUCAAUAUCUCUGCAGUGGUCGCACAAUGGCAAAAGCAGACCAGCGGUGUGGGUGUGGUGCGAGAAGUCCUGGGAUGAUUGCAAUUGGCUAUUGCAUUGCAGAGAAGAAGUUCAAGCGCGGAGGCAAAUUGAGUCCGCAGAAGCCCGGCCGCGAGGACCCUGGGAUCAUUGAAUUGGUCCAGACGGAGCUGUGCUGCAAUGCUGUCUUUGACCAAUAUCUGGAGAAUCCCCCACGCUCCUCUGAUACCAUCUCUCUCCCGCGCCGUCUCUGCUGCUCAAAUUGCUUUCCCCAGCUCAUCCCUCCCUGUGAAUUCAAGUUCAUCAUGGUGAAUCCCACAGAAGACGAGUCGCAACGGAAUGAACACCGGAUUACCGGCAUCGCAAGGCAGACAGUGCUGGCAUGUCUCCAGGACUGGCAAGAGAGUGAGUGGCGAGAGCGAUGGCGUGUGCGUUGGCCUCUGUAUGGCCCCAAAUCGCUGGUCUCUGACAAGGACCUUGAGACCGUAGCAGACCAUGCAGGUGCAAUCACGCAGGUCGGUGAUCUGUACCCAUUGUCCCACAUUGUUCACUGGGAUGAGCUUGCCAAGUCACUCUUUCGUGCGGUCCAGUCAGCUCUUCACUCAACAAGCAUGGAUGUUCCCGCCAUUCCCAGUGUCACCGCCACCGCUAACUGA